This is a messenger RNA of Armigeres subalbatus, 573 nucleotides long. Its product is annotated as late histone H2B.L4-like. Gene Ontology annotation, cellular component: nucleosome. The coding region runs from base 1 to 573 and encodes 190 amino acids. The record is from RefSeq and is a predicted model, not a curated record. Gene Ontology annotation, molecular function: DNA binding; structural constituent of chromatin; protein heterodimerization activity. NCBI's taxonomy places the organism in Eukaryota, Metazoa, Arthropoda, Insecta, Diptera, Culicidae. The transcript has 2 exons.
AUGGAAUCAGUAAAGGCGACUACUCCAGUAGGACUCGACGGCACCCACAAGGGGGACCCGUUAUGCAUGGAGGUGGUAGACCCCUUUGCCAAGGGGAAUUUGGUGAGAUCUCCUCCCAGGGAGGCGGAUAACGGAGUGACGGAGGCUGCAACUAGCAGCACCGGAGUCUCCCCAGGAGUGACGGGGAUUAGCCCUAUCAGUACGCUCGGCGGGCCACUACCCGGGAUACACCAACGGUACCGUUCACCGAAGAAGCGAUGCCUCGGUCUCAAUCGAUAUCGGAUACUCGGAAGCCGAGGUCCGGGUUUCGCGAUCGAUCGGCAGAACAACCAAAACGAAGCACCGAACGACGUCAAAAGUGAUGUGCAUCAGUGCAUCAUGAACAGCUUCAUAAACGACAUCUUCGAGCGUAUCGCGGAUGAGACAUCCCUCCCGUCUAGCGCACUACAACAAACGAUCACCAACCGCGAGAUUCAGAUCGCCGUCCGCCUCCUGUUGCCGGCCGACUUGGCCAAGCACGCCACUGGCUUGGAGAGAACCAAAUCCGUCACCAAUUACACAAGCUCUAAGUGA